Plasmodium falciparum 3D7 is the source of this 1728-nucleotide messenger RNA. It is a transcript of the gene PIESP15, whose product is annotated as parasite-infected erythrocyte surface protein. Lineage: Eukaryota; Apicomplexa; Aconoidasida; Haemosporida; Plasmodiidae. Gene Ontology annotation, cellular component: membrane. The record is from RefSeq and is a predicted model, not a curated record.
AUGAGAAAAACAAAAGGAAGAUUAGUGUUCUAUCUUUGUAUAAGCAUAUGGUGUUUAUUUGUAAAUAUAUGCAAAAACAGCGAUACAAAAAAUAAUAGUUAUAAUGAUUAUUACAAUACUUAUUUAUCCAAGAUCCAUUCGUUUAAGGCUCCUUUCAAUGUCGAGAAUUUAGAAAAUGGUUGGAAUGUUGAUUAUUCAAGUGUUAGUACUAAUAAACAUGUAGUUUUAAUUCCAAGCAUAUACAACAGAAGAGGUGUUCUUUAUAAUAAGAACCCCAUAAAUUCUGAUAAUUUUAUUAUUGAAUUUAACUUUUUUAUGGAGAGAAAAUAUUACAAAGAAAAGAUUGAUGAGAAAUAUUAUAAAGAUGAAAAAAACGAUGUACAUGAAAUUGUAUAUAAAACCAAUUCUGAUGAUAAUUUGAGUACUUCUAAUAAAUCAAAUAAUAAAGAACAAAAACAAAUAAAACGAAAUGGAUUCGCUCUCUGGAUAUUAAAGGAUCCCUUUGUUAUUAAAGAAGCCGGUAGUAAUGUGAAUCUCGUUUUACAAGAAGAGGAAUAUAAUAUAUUUGGUUAUAAAAACCGUUUUAAUGGUAUAGGUAUAUUAUUUCAAUUAAAAAAAAGCACCAACAAAAGUAAUAACAAAAGUAAUAAUAAUAAUAAUUAUUAUUAUUAUAAUAAUUAUAACGAUAUAUUAAACGUAUCCAUUAUCCUAAAUAAUGGAGAUAAAUCCAUAAAUUCAGAUGAUUUUACCAUUUUUAAAAAUAUACCCAUUGAUAUGAUUAUGAUAAAUAAUCUAAUACACACCAAAAUUAUUUGUAAUAAAAAAGAAAUCAUCAUAGCCUUUUAUUAUCCCAAAAGUAAUAAUUAUAUUAAUACAUUAAUUAUGAAAAACAAUAUAUCCACAGAGAAUUAUAUAGCUUUUACAUCAUUCAAUUAUAAAGAAGAUGAUAACAAAAAUAUUGAUUAUAAUGAUGUUAACAACAAAUAUUACGAAAAUCAAAAUGGGUAUCUUCCUACAUUUGUUGGAAUAAAACAAGUAUUAACAUUUAAUUUGAACAAUAAUAAUAAUAAUAAUAAUAAUAUAAAUAUAAAUGAAGCGAAUAUAAAUAAUAAUAAUUACAAUAAUAAUAAUAAUAAUGAUAAUAAUAAAAUAAAUUAUGAUCAGAAUUAUAAUAAAGAUAUCUCGGCUAACGAUAUCAACGCAUCGUUUAAUGAUGUAUUAAAUAAUAUAAAUCCAGAAAAGAAUACAAUCAAUCAAACUAUUGAUGUAUUAAAUUCUAUAACAAAAUUAUUACAAAAAUUUAUGAACCAUCAAAUAAAUAGCGAGAAAAAAUUAUUACAAAAUAUUAAUAUUUUAAAUGAAAAAUUACAAUUUGUACAAACAGAAUUAAAAGUUAUUAAAAAGAAUUUAACAAACCAAACAGAAGAACCCAAAAAUUUACAAAAAAUGUUUUCGACAGAAUUAACCGGUCUUAAAAAUCUAUUCCACACACAUACACAACAUCAUAAAAAAAACAUUGAAGAUAUUACAAAUAAAUUAACCAAAAAAAUAGAAAGAAAUAAUGAAUUAAAAAUAUUAACCGAAAAAGCUCAAAAAUUAGAACAAAUUAUUAACAAGGGAAAUUACACAACAUAUGUUUUCUGCUUAGCCUUUGCUUUAUUAAUUAUUUUGACUUUAAUGCUUAUAUAUAAAAAAAUACGAGAUGUCGAAAAAAAACACAUCCUAUAA